This is a messenger RNA of Strigops habroptila (Kakapo), 2675 nucleotides long. It is a transcript of the gene CFAP91, whose product is annotated as cilia and flagella associated protein 91. The coding region runs from base 17 to 1951 and encodes 644 amino acids. The transcript is spliced from 15 exons. The record is from RefSeq and is a predicted model, not a curated record. NCBI's taxonomy places the organism in Eukaryota, Metazoa, Chordata, Aves, Psittaciformes, Psittacidae.
CGCGGCCGGAGGCGCCAUGAGCCGCACGGUGACCGGCGCGGUGCAGGCCCCGCGCCUUGGGGACGGCCGACAAAUGGCCUCCGGUCCGACCCUCUAUUGCCCCUACGACCCUCCGUACACACUGUCGAGCAAGACGGAUCAUUCAAAGUCAAAUGCCCUGGUUGGUGGUAAAGUGGUAAAGGCACCAAUGCUCAGAAGUAUGUUUAGUACCUUGGUCCAUUUCCCAAGCUAUGGUGUGUGGUUGGAAGGCAAAGAUCCAGUGCCUCCAUUUAUUGACCGAAGAUGGAGAGGGAGCGCUCAGCAGCGCCUGGCGGCUCUUCAGCAGCUUGCUGCAGCUCAAUCUUCUCUUCAGAUACCUCAGAUUGUGUAUGAAGAUCCUGAAGUUAGUGGAAGGAAUCGCUACAAGUAUUUUGCACGACCUCUCAUCAUGUCUUAUAAGCUGCUUCCACUAAACGUUACUUAUUCAACGGCAAAGACAGAGCCCUAUGUUCAUUCGGUUACAGGAGACAGCAAGGUCUUUAGUCCCAUGUUACGAACUUUGGGCACACAGACAGAUUACAGAGAUGGUGAAGCCCAGACGGAUCCCUAUUCCCCAGAAUACAUAGUUCCUAGUGGCUCAGUCCCUGAACUUCUGACACUUGCUACACUCACUUGGGGUCGGGGGCUACCAGCAGGACUAGCUGAGGUGGAGAUGAUUGAACGUGCCCGGGAAAAACGUGCUUGGGAAGCAACUCUUCCAGCCAUGGACAGUGCCUCAAAUAUCGAGAAGAGGAGGAAAAUGAUGGAGGAUAUGGAGAGGAAGGAGUGGGCCUUUAGAGAACAGGAAAUAAAAAAGUUGCAGGAGGUUCGACUGGAAGUCUUAAAGAAGAUGCUGUGGAGGAAAGAGGAGAAACAGAAUGAGCUGGUUGCCAUGCGCUUGGAUGCCCACUGGCAAAAUCGUCAGAAGGCUAAAGAAGAGAAAAUAAAGAAGAUUUGGAGUGACUGUGCAUUGAUGCUCAGGAAACUGAUAGCUAAGAGGAAGAAUGUGAUGGGGAAGCUGGAGAGACGAGAUAUCAUCAAAGAGUAUGCUGACUUUGCAUCACAACCAUACGCUCCUUUGUCUAGAAUUGGUUAUUUCCCAGACAACCACUCUGAACAUUAUGUGGUAAAAAACUUCUAUCUUAACACCUUUGCAGGACUGUGUGAACUGGAAGCAUCUCUCCCAAAUUCUGUCACCCAGGUCAAGAUUAAAGCUCCAAAACCUAAGCAAACUGUCACUAAGACUGGAUAUGUUAAAAGAUCAGCAAGGCUAGAGGUGGCACUGGCACAAGUUCACCAGGCACUACUGGAGAAGAAGGAAGUCAAGGAGCAGAAGAAGCCCCUCCUUUUACUUCAAAAAGUAGAAAAGCCUGUUCCUCGACCACCCACUCCAAUCCUGGAAAAGCCAUCAGUUGAGGAAGAGGAAAGAGAACUGGCAGUGAUCUGUCUGCAGAAGUUGCUCCGAGGCAGGGCUAUUCAGAACAUGAUGUUUGAAGGGAAGGAGAAGCAGCUGGGACUGAUCCGAGAGCUGCGCACCACUCAUGCACUCCAGGAGGAUGGGCAUCUGCUUUUGAAGGCAGAGGAGCAAAUGACAUUGGCUCUACAGCAACAGCAUGACUUACGUAUGCACAAGCUGUCAUCAGUGGAAACCCAGUUGGCCAGGGAAGAAGGAAGGGUAUUGGCAAACAUAUUUGAUUUCCUGUCCAAAGAGCUGGUGAGGCUGCAAGAAGAACGCAGGAUCCAUGCUUUUGUCAUGCUGGCUGAGAGGCAGAGGCGCAUGCGGGAGGCGGAGGAGAGCGGACGGCGUCAGGUGGAACUGAAGCAGCGUCAGGAUGAAGAUGAGGUUUUCAGACAGCUGCUUCUCUUUUCUGCUACUCUGAGUGGGAAGCAAGGAUGGUCAAAGUGCUAUAAGCCUAUAUACCCUUCAGACUAGCAGAGUGAAAACACCUAGGUUCUCUGCUCUACAACCAUUAUAAAGAAACCAAUAAUUUUAUCUUGGUUAUAUUUAUGUUACUUUGACUGGCUUGAUGGAACCUUUUUCUUCAGGAUUUGCUUGAAUGAAAGCUGAUUAAUUUACUGAAGUCAAUACUGAUGAUUAUUAUUUGGCCGUUGUUGCUCCGGGGACCAUGAGGAGACCAGAGAACUGAGGAAGCAACUGCUACUGCAUUCACCAAACUGACCUGCUGCAGCAGAACUGGAUCUGUGGAUAAAUUUUUCUUCCACCACUGGUUCUUUCCUGCUCUUGUUUCUGUUCAAUUAGUUCUUAGAAAGAAUUAUUUGAAAAUACAUUUUUACACAAGUUGUUCUUCCCAGAAAGCACCUCUGAAAACAAGUCUCGGGCUGGCCUGCCUGAAGUUAAGAAUCUGAUGGAAAUCUGUUGUUCUUGCUUCUUUAUCUGCUUCCACCACACUCCUGGCACAACAACAGGCAGAGAAACAACAUGUUGGUGUUCUGUUCCAGGUGGUGAAAGUGCACCAGAGCACUAUUGACUCCUACUUGGAAGACAUUAUCCUGAGUAGCAUGGAGGACACAGCUGAAGAGCAAGCCAGGGAAGAGAUUCAGAGAAUGGCUGUAGAAAUCAAUGACAUUGCUUAUGAAAUGGAAAGUCGGUACGUUAUUAAACAGCUGUUCACAGCAGUUUAGAACCUUCCUGCCCA